AUGCUGCCGACGUUGGGCAUGCCGUAUUUCCUUGAAGACAAGUCUGGCACACUCCUCGGGUCGGAAUUCGUCGACGUCAACGACCGGAUGCGCCUCGGCUUUCGAUGCACACUUCGCGACGUACACCGCACCGCAUACAUGAUUUACGACCUCACCAUGCCCAGUCAAGGGGCGUACUCUUUCCCCGUUGCCACGCUGGAUUAUGGCGCGAACAAUGCGCUUGGCACUGUCAUAUUCUCUGGACGUGGCAGUAUGCCCAUGAGCCAGUACCUUUCGAAAAUGUCACCUUUCGGGAGUUCGAAAAACAGGAAGUUCAUUGCUUCCGACGGACAGGAAUACAGGUGGAGCUGGCGUGGUAGAGAGAAUUUCGAGUGGAUGUGCCUCAACGCGAGUGGAUACCUCGUAGCCUACUACAACCUGAAGCUUGCUGGAGAGCCACCUUAUCCUGGCUCUUCCGGUUGUAUGCUUACGGUCGAUGAGUCAUAUCCUCAUCUCGCAGUCGAGCUCCUCACCUCGUUGCUCAUCAUGAGACACAUUGCGGAGCAUAACCUUUGA
Molecule: messenger RNA, 555 nt
Organism: Heterobasidion irregulare TC 32-1
Lineage: Eukaryota; Fungi; Basidiomycota; Agaricomycetes; Russulales; Bondarzewiaceae
Exons: 4
Coding region: 1-555 (184 amino acids)
Source: RefSeq, a predicted model, not a curated record